GCUUACAGUGUCUAGACCGGGAUUAGACAAUCGUGUCUACGCUACGGGUGACAGCUUGAAAGGCAAAGCCAUCUACUUUCAUACAGGUCAGUGGGCGGGAAGGAUUAUACGAGCUGAAUUACAUGAAUUGCAGCAUGCUGAGCUGGGAAGAAAAUAAAGGACUACUCGAUCCACCUCCUGUAGUUGCCCUUCAACUAUUCGAGGUCAGUAUGAUGGGCCAAGAAAAUGAGAUACUCACUGACGAAAACAUCGAUACGAUUGGUCUUCUCUGUGUCGCGGAGCUAAUACCAGUUGCUGAUCUCAGCAGUGGACAACAUGCUCUCCUGAUGGACUCUUCGUUACUCGAAGAACAUCCAGUACCUGAAUCAGAAAUUGCCCCGCUGGCCUCUAAUGCCCUCGUUGGGAUUAUGACAGUACGACCUCAUCUCAUCGAGUUUAAUGGUCGGAAGAAUUUACUUUUUGUAUUUUCUAACCUACAUGUCCUCAGUCUGGGCUUGUUCAGACUGCGAUACAAGCUCAUUGACUUGCCAUCUGCCACUCCAGGGGACCCAGAUACAAUUAUUCAAGCGCAAUGCACAGGUGGUGUGUUUCGUGUCUUCUCAGCAGAAGAUUUUCCUGGCCUGCAGCCGCUCACAAAUUUGACACAAAUACUUUCGACACAAAUCGGAUUAUCAUUGAAUAUCAAACGCGAGGACCUAAAGCGACGAAGAAGACAAAAAUGUCAUACAUAGUUUGUAAUAUAACAGCCAGAGAAAUUGUUUAUUCAUGUCUUGGGUAAGUAACGUGUAAUCGAUGUACCGAUUUCGAUUAUGCAGUCCUAUAUUGUAGUCAAUGUUACCAGAUUGUACUAGUGAACAGUAGUGAACAGUG
Messenger RNA from Lentinula edodes (shiitake mushroom), 870 nucleotides. RefSeq names its product velvet factor. The transcript has 6 exons. Lineage: Eukaryota; Fungi; Basidiomycota; Agaricomycetes; Agaricales; Omphalotaceae. Bases 123 to 731 code for a protein of 202 amino acids. The record is from RefSeq and is a predicted model, not a curated record.